Molecule: messenger RNA, 14983 nt
Organism: Aptenodytes forsteri (emperor penguin)
Lineage: Eukaryota; Metazoa; Chordata; Aves; Sphenisciformes; Spheniscidae
Product: hydrocephalus-inducing protein homolog
Exons: 85
Coding region: 1-14550 (4849 amino acids)
Biological process (GO): cilium movement; axonemal central apparatus assembly
Cellular component (GO): axoneme
Source: RefSeq, a predicted model, not a curated record
AUGGAGCUGAUGCCGGGCAAGACAAUGGAGAUGAUGCUGGAAGGCUCCUCCAGCACUCCCCAGGUAGUGAAGGAGCGGCUGCUUUGUCACGCCAUCGUGGGGAAUAAGGCAGGGAAGGCACAGAUAAUGCAAGUGGAUGUCACGUGCGAGUUCGUUGCUCCCAUUCUGCAAAUGUCCUCCAGGGAAAUCACUUUCCGGGCGGAGAAGCCCAUGAAGCUGGAGAUAGGGGAGGAACUUCAUCUCUCCAUCAGAUUUAACCCUGCUUACGAAGAGGAUUUGAAUAUCCGGGUAGCAGAGAAGGCUCUGAAGAUACUGUUUCUCGAGCAUCCUCAUGAGGAGCAGGUCACCGUUCGGGGAGAAGUCUACUUUCCGAAUCUCCGUAUCCAGACCAUGGCCCUGGACUUUGGCUGCAUCUUGAAUGACACUGAAGAUGUGCGUUACGUCGAGAUGACCAACUGCAGCCCGCUUCUUGUACGGUACCACUGGUCGUUCCUGACAGACAGCCACACGCACCAGAUGAGGUUCAGCCCUCCAGCACCUAAAUUUUUCAUCAAACCCCAACCACCGAAGGAAGAGGGAGCCUGGUCAGAGCUCUCGGGGUCUGCAGAGAGCAGCUCCGGGGAUGGAGGUGCAGCGGAGCCAGCCGAAGCCCUGGGAGCAGCGGGGGAUCCUGCCCAAGAGCCAGCAGAUGCAGAUGACUCCCUGGAAGCAAAGCCGCUACCAUCUACUGCUGCGGAGCUGGAAGGUGCUGCGGAGACUCAGAGCCCAGUGAGGGUCAAGGAAUUGAUGCAGUUCAUGGAGGCAGAGCCCCUCGCCUUGGGAGUGGAGGAGGUUUUUGAUGUCCUGCCGCUGUACGGUGUGCUGCAGCCAGGCGAGAGCCAGUGGGUCACGUUCACCUUCUUUGGCCACACAAACAUCAUUGCCCGCGUCGUGGCGCUGUGCAGGGUGGAGGGAGGCCCGACUUACGAGAUCGCGCUGAGCGGGGAGGCUUCGCUCAUCAACUACCUCCUAGACGUCAUGGAGAUCGACUGCGGCCUGCAGCUGUUUUACGAAGUCACCGAAGCAGAGAUCACCCUGCAGAACAGCGGGAAAGUAGGAUUUACCUACGUGGUGCUAAGCCCCAGCGCAGCCGCUGCAGACAGCCCUCUGCCUGGCGUGCCCCUGGUCGUGCCCAGCACGGGUUACGUUGGACCUGGCGAGGAGCAAGUGCUCAAAGUCUAUUACCUGCCGGGAGUGCCUGGAGUCUUCUGCAGGACUUUCCAGAUCCAAGUGGGUCACCUGGAGCCAGAAGAGAUCUCCCUGAAAGGAGAGGGGAGCUUCCCCAGGAUCUACUUGGACCUUCCCAGGAACAUCAAAGGAAACAAAAAAUAUGAGAAGAUCCUCAAAGAGGCAAAAGAGAAGAUGGAAAAAGACAGCCAGAGAGAUGAAGCAGUUGUUCUGGGGGAGGCUGCGGCCGCAGAGCCACCCACGGAUGACUCGGGCACCGUGUUUGACACUCGGUUGCAGAUGCAGAUGGAGCAGAUGCUGAUAGAGGAACACGCCCUGGAGCAGCAGAAAGCUCUCUCCUCCGGUCCCCCAGAGGACACUGCCUUUGACCAGCAUGCUCGUCGGAGGCUUCUCAAAGCUGAGCUGCCCGAGUAUGUCCUGGACUUUGGCUACGUCAUUCUCGGUAACAUCCACACGCACAUCGUGAAGAUCACCAACACCGGGCAGUUCCCUGUGUCCUUCCAUGCCGAUGGACGGGUCCUGUGUGACACAGGUAACCAGUGCUGGAGAGACUUCACAGCUGAGCUGCCCGAGUAUGUCCUGGACUUUGGCUACGUCAUUCUCGGUAACAUCCACACGCACAUCGUGAAGAUCACCAACACCGGGCAGUUCCCUGUGUCCUUCCAUGCCGAUGGACGGGUCCUGUGUGACACAGGUUUCAGCGUGGAGCUGGACCGCGUGAAGCACCUGCCCUACUGCGAGACAGAGACGUUUGAAGUGCGCUUCGACCCACAAAGUGCCAACCUGCCGCUGGGAGAGGUGGACGUGCUCCUGCCCAUCAAGGUAGCAGGAGGCCCCACGUUUCACGUCCACCUCCGUGCCAACGUGACUGUGCCAUCCCUCUGCCUCUCCAGGGACAGACUGGAGUUCUCCGCUGUCCAGUGUGGGCAGUGCCAGGAAGAAACUGUCCAGCUCCACAAUCAGCUCCAGGUCCCCUGUAAAUGGUUCAUCACCAUGAAUGAGCCUGUUAAGAAGGUGGACAAACAUUUGCCAGCAAGCACGCGUCGGAAGCUGCUCCAGGAGUUGAAGGCCAAGCCCUGUGUCUUUGAGGCGCUGCCCUCAGCUGGAGCCCUCACUCCAGGACAGCGAUGCAACGUGCGAGUCAGGUUUUCGCCCAUGGAAGAGAAGUCCUACAAAAGUGAGCUGAAGAUUAACAUUUGCCAGAGCAGCCAGCAUCUCCAGCUGCAGGUCUCAGGGCAUGGGCUGGAGCCACAGCUGGAGUUCAGCCCCCCAGUGCUCGAGCUGGGACCGUUGCUGCCGUACAGCCAUGGGGCAGAGGGGACGGUGGUGGUGAAGAACCCAUGCGAGUUCCCCAUUGAGUUUUACUCACUGGAGUUUGACCAGCAGUACCUUGCUGAGGAGCAGAUCCUGCGGAUGCUGAAGGACUACGAUUGCCACAACACCUUAUUGCUGCCUCCGCGUGCCCCGGGUGAGAAGCUGCCCCCAGAGGUGCUGGAGUACUAUCAGGACCAGAAAAGGCUGCAGGAUGAGCAGGCAAAGUCCAAGACUGGGGAACCAGCAGGCCGGGACAACGCAAACUCAGAAGAUGUCCAGUCUUUGUCGGAUCAAGGAGGAAAGCACUCUGCUGGGAUCGUUCACACCACCUCAUCCCAUAGCUCAGUCAUUCCCUCCUCCAUUUUUGAUGAAAGCCAGUCCAACAAGGUGGACUCUAAAUCUGAAUGUGGAGAAGAGGAGGAGGAAGGUGCUGAGAAAAGACGCGGGACAGCAGAGCAUCGGCAAAGCACCGCUAGCAGCAAGGAGGCCGCGGGAGAACUGGACGACAGUCCUGUCUAUAGGGCCAUCGCCCGCCACCUUGGCAUCGAUAUCUCUGCAGAAGGGCGCGCAGCCCGAAACCGCAGAGGGAUUGUCGUCAUCGUCCACGGGGCACCCCUGACAGGCAAGACGUUGGCAGCGGUUGCCCUGUCCAAAUACUACGGUGCUGCCUGCUUGUCCAUCGACGCCGUGGUGACAGAAGCCAUCUCGGACAGGAGCAGCUUGGCAGGGCUCCGCGCCCGGGAGCUGUGCAUCAGGGCUGCCAUCGAGCAGAGCCACAAGGAGACAGAGGAUGCUGGUCAAAACGCAGAGGUCUCCCUCAGCCUGCAGUUCAGCUCCGAGGCCAAGCACAGCCCAGACGUGAGCCAGUCCAGCUCCGGGGACAAAGUCAGCCUGCAGUCCGUCAGUUCCCGAGGUCGGACGAGCGCCGCAGCGGGCAAGAGGAAGACGGAUAGCCACGCAUCCCAAUCCCAGAAACAGCAUCUAACAGAUCCGGCAGGCUCCCAGCGAUGGCUGAGCGUCAGUGGCAGCACAGCGGGAGAGCUGGGCUUUAUGAGCUGCGUGCUGCCCGAGGACUUGCUGGUGGCCAUCCUCUCUGAAAGGCUGCAGUUGAGUGACUGCUACCAGGGAGUGGUGUUUGAUGGCCUGGAGACCCUCUUUGCACGCAACACGGCGUCUGCUCUCCUCUGCCUGCUCAAAGCUGUCAGAAAUCGGCCUUAUAUCUAUUUUGUGAACCUGUUCCAGGAUUAUGCUUCUUUGAAAGCCAGGGAGACAGCCGCAAAAGAGCAGGAAGGACGGGAGCAGGAAGAAGCUGCCAGGAGGGAGAGAGCACGUCUCUGGGAGAUGGAUGAGGAAGAGUAUGAUGCCCUCACUGAGGAGCAGAAAGCUCAGUUUAAUAACAGUAUACGACAAGUCCAGCGUGAGAGGAAGAAGAGGGAGAUGGAGCAGCUGGCUCGAGAGCUUGAGGAAAAGCACCGGCGGGAGCUAGAACGCUUGAAGGAGGAAGAAGAGCUGAAGAAGAAGUCUAAGCGGGGGAAGAGAGAGCUUGGAAAAGACAAAGAUAAUGCUUCAGGGAAGAAAAGCCAGCCUGGAGUCAGGCAGAACACGAACACAUCCACCAGCAACACCAAUGUGUCCACCAGCAACCGGUCGGAUGUCACCGAGGGGGUAGACAAGAAGGGAUCUGUAAAGGAGCACCCAGACUCUGUUGCAGGUGACAAGGAAGAUAAGAAAAAGCAGAGCAGGGUUGCCCUGACGGAUGCCUGCCCGGCGGUGGUUGUGCAACCCGCAGAGCCAGAAAAGGAGGAAACCAAAAACGAGGCCCAGAGUGACAGCGAGAAGAACUUGGCCCUGAGGUUUAAGAUCUACGAGGCAUCGCAGAAGGAUGUCGCGCAUAUUUUGUCAUCCUGGGACAGGUUUCAGGGUAUCCUGCUCUCCCCUCUGAACCAAGAGGAGGUGUGGCACCAAGCAGAAGACCAGCGCCAGCAUUUAUCCAGCCGCAGGAGCCGGAAGGACAGAGAGAAGGAGCGUCAGGAGAGGCUGGAGAAGGAGCGUGCAGAGAAAGAACGCCUGGAGAAGGAGCGGCUGGAAAAACUGAAGGCUCUUGAGGACUCCAAGUUAUCUCAGCUGGAAGGGGAAGGUGCAGGAGGGUCAGCCAGAGGCCAGGAUGUCGGGGUGCCCUGCUUGGACAUCCAGGUGCUGAGCUCAGAAGAUGUGACUAGGAAGAUUCUGGAGAGCGGCAAGCUGCCAGCGGCAGAGCAGAUCCUGGAUGGCCUGGGACUGGGUCCCUCAGGGCCUCCCAUUCCCCCUACCGCUUUUUACUCUGUGAUCCGCUACCCAGAGAAGCGGAUGGCCCCUGCAGCAGGAGAAGCCCUCAAGCACUUCGUCUUUGUUGUGCCAGAAGGUGCCACUGCAGAAGAUGAAAAGAAGGAUACCGAAAGUCUCGUGGAUGCCCCCGUCGUGUCUGCAGUGAAGAUGUCAGAGCAGCAGGUCACCCCAACCAGGGGCCGGUCGAGGAAGGAGAAAGCCACGGGCAGCCAGGAGGCUGCGAGGGAGAAGCGGAGCUCCGGCCGGGGCAGGAUAGGUCUCCAGGGGCCGGGCACGGGAGCACCCACACGUCCCCCAAAGGUGGACCAAAGUGGCACGGACAGGGUCCCAUCCCCAAGGAGAUCCGUCAGGCUGAGCAGCUGCCGGUGGAUAGUACCUGCCCGUGGCGAGGUGGAACUGAAGGUCCACUUCAGCUCCACGGUGCUGGGCCAGUUUGAUCAGACGCUGCAUUUUGAGGUCCUGGGGACAAACCGUCUGUACCAGCUGCACUGCAGGGGCACCUGCCUGUAUCCCACCAUCAGCCAGGACCCACGGCUGGUGUUUCCUUGCCAGAGGAAGAGCAAGGCGGAUGAUGACAUCAUCUCCAAGCAGUAUGUCAUGAACACGGGUGUAUUCCACUUUGGACCCCUGUUGUGUGGGAAGUCAAGAGACUGGUACAAGGCGCUGCACUAUCCCAGCAACUACGAGAAGAUAACCAUCCUCAACGUCACCCCCGUGGAAGCAGAGGUGCAUUUCUCCUUUGAGCGCGAUCUCAAAGCGGACACGUUCCUUUUAGACCCUCCCAGCAUGAGGCUGAAACCUAACGAGAAGCAGGAGCUGAGCAUUUGGGCGUACCCCACUUCAGCUGGCCUCGUGGAAGACAAGCUCGUCUGCUGCAUUCAGGAGAACCCAGAGCCGGUGGUCUUCCGCCUGUGCUGCCAGGGGGUGCAGGUGGAGCUGGGGGUCAGCCCCAAGCAGGUGCAUUUCGACAAGCUGCUUCUGCACAGGAGGGACAGCAAGACCCUGGUCCUGCGAAACAGCACCCCACUGCCCGUGGUGUGGCGGCUCAGUGGGCUGGAAAACCUCGGCGAGGACUUCUCCGUGUCGCAAGAUAAGGGCAUCGUUGGUCCCCGCACAGAGUUUGGCGUGCAUCUGUAUUUCAAGGCUACGAAGGCUCUCAGCAUUAAGAAGACGAUCCGACUAGAGGUUUCAGAUGCAGAAAACGUCCUGGGGAUUGUUCAGAUUGAAAAUAUCCAAAUCCUUGCAGAGGCCUACGAUGUUGCUCUGAGCAUCAGCAUUUCUAAAGGUACCGAUGGCAGCGUGGAUUUUGGAAUCCUUAAGGUCCUGGAUGAUGCGAAGCAAGUGCUGACUCUGAAGAACAAAGGGAAGUACGAGAUUGUGUACAGUUUCAAGCUGGAAACCACAGAUACCAACAUACCCGACCUGGCAUCCCACUUCACUGUCCAGCCGCAGAAGGGCGUGCUGACUGUCUCCGAGCGCCCCGUGCAGGUCCAGCUGCUCUUCCACCCCAAGAUGGAAAUGAAUAUUGAGGAGAAACCCAUCCUGCACUGCCAGGUGAUUGAGCCCAGCAUCUGUGAAGGAGGCGAGACCAUCGCCAUCAUCCCAGUGAGGGUGUCAGCGAAAGCUGUGUUCAGCAAGUACAGCAUUUACCCUGCCUCGCUCAUCAACUUCGGUGCCAUGAUGAACGGCACCAGGAAAACCUGCACCUUCACGCUGGAGAACGAAGGCAUCCUCGACUUUAAAUUCCUCAUCUACCGAGCAGACCAGGAUGCACCUGUAUUGCCAAGGAAAAGCGCACAUCAAAUGAAAUCUGCCUGCUCCCACGAGAGUGAAAGCUUAAGCAAAAUGACUCCCUCAGUCAAGCAAAGCAAGCACUCGCUGCAAAAGGAUGCAAACCUCUUCAUGCAGGCUCGCUUCACUGUAGGCAUGUUCACGGUGUACCCUGGCUUUGGCUCCAUCCCUCCUGGGGGCCAGCAGAUGAUCACGGUGGAUUGCUACGCAGAGCCACUGGGGACAUGCAAGGAGCACCUGUCUAUCGAUAUCAGCGACAGAGACCCCAAGGACAAUCCCCUCGGCAUCCCCUAUACCCUGUUUGCCGAGUCCUGCCUCCCAGCAUUUGUGGUUGACGACAUAGAGUCCAUCUUUGAGGAGCAUCGAAUCUGCAGCAACAUCAACCUCUGCCAGAUCCUACAGACAGUGGAAGACAAGGGCGUGUUCAUCACAGAUGAGAACAAGUUUAUCUUCACCAAUGUUCUGGUUGGGCACCGGGCCGCAGCUCGCUUCAAGAUCCGCAAUGUGGACAAAGUCCCCUGUGACGUGGUCCUCUCCGUCAAACCCAUCCCCGGUAAGCUUAACAGCCGCGUUAGCGACGUUUUUGAGGUGGAUCCCGUUCGGAUGUGUGUGCCCAGCCGCUCCCACGCCUUUGCUACGGUGACCUUCGCUCCACAAACGAUGCAGAACUACCAGUGCACUUUUGAGGCUUCCCUUGAUGUCCAGGCAAGCCCUGCAGCAAUUAAAGCACAAAGCCUGACCUUCAAUAUCAGUGGAGAUGGGAAUCUGCCUCGGGUGACGGUCCUGCGCCCGGUCCUUCACAAUAAGAGAGGGAACCCUCUGCUGCUCUUCAAGAAGCUGUUGCUGGGUGAUUCAGAAAAACUCCCUCUGGUCCUUCAUAAUGGUGGCAUCGUACCUGUCCAGUUGAUGAUAGACCUGUUGGAUGAAGGGGGAGUUUUCUUCCUGAAAGCCAGGCCCACCACACACUGCAUCUACCAGGCUGCAGGCGUGAAGGAGGACUCUCCUGGAGAAGAGAGGAAGCCCCACACCGCUUCCCUGGUCCUGCAUCACGGGGAAUUAGCAGAGUUUGACGUGCUUUUCAAACCCAACCUGGCCCAACGUGUGGAAGGGAAGAUCCACCUGUCAGUGGUGGACAACCCCUAUGAAGAGACCAACAUUCAGCUGGUGGGUGAAGGCUACGAGGAUGACUUCACGCUAGAUAACAUCCAUGGACUAGUGGCAGACAGCAAGGAGGAGAACACUGAGGGCAAUCUGGAGGAAGACAUAAUCGAGGCUGCCAGAGUGGAUCACAUCCAGUUCGGGGACUGUCACAUCGGGACACCCUACCCCGUGACCUUCACCAUCACCAAUCGCAGCAGGGUGGAAGGGAUGCGGUUUGAGUGGCUGGCAGGCACCCCGUUUCACUUCUCCCCCCAGGUGGGACACCUCCAUGCUGGCUGUGCUAAGGACAUCACAGUGACCUUGAAAUCAGAUGUCGCAGUCGCCUUCAAAAUGCACCCUGUGAAGUGUAAGGUGGCUAGGAUCGCCUUCCAGCUGCCGCCAGAGCAGGUUACCGACUGGGACGACCGCCUGCGCACCGUCAAGUGGGUGGAUGCCGUGAAGGGCCCAGCAGCCACGUGGCCUGUCAAGAAGAAGGUGAUCGAGACCGACCCAGAACCAGCUCACACUGUCCUGGAGAAGAGCAGCCGCGAGGUGGAGCUUCGCCUCAGUGCUGUCGUUGACUAUGCUGAGUUCAAGCUGGAUACGGACGUGAUUCAGUUCAAGGAGACCUUGCUCUUCCAGACGAGGACAUUCACUUUCCAGCUGUCCAAUAGAGGGAGUGUGGCCCUGGAAUACACCUGGAUGGUGGCUGUGGAGGACGAAAGGGCAGUGAGCCAUGCAGGGGAGCUGCUCCCGCCCAGUCUGGACGGGGAUUUCCUCUCCUCCACUUCUGGUGCCUCUGGGAAGCUCCAGUCUAGCCGUUGUUUGAGCCAGCCGGGCCGCACCCUGGAGCAGGUCUCUUCUUCCCUGAGCUCGUCUCUGAGCACUGUCAGUGCCACCCCGCUGUUCUCUGUCGAGCCUUGCAGCGGCACCAUCCCUGCCGGCCAGGAGCAGCUCUUCCAGAUGAAGUUCUCUCCGACGUACGUGGGGGACUUUGAGAGCCGUAUGCUCUGCAGUAUUCCUAACCUGAAGCCAAAUCAGAAGGGCCCAGAGGUGGUUGUGAAGGGGAGAAGCCUGAUGCCAAACUGCCACUUUGAACUGGAAGACUCUGACUACAUCACUGCAAAAAGGCGCAACCCAGAGUUGCAGGGACCAAAGGGGGCAACGUUAGAUCUCAACACAAGAGUGGUUGAGUUUGCGGCAAUUGGAGUGUGUGGCAGGAACAGCAGGACCUUCAUGGUUAUGAACCCAACCAGUUCCGCGUAUUCCAUCCAGUGGACUUGCCAAGACCCUGAGGCCCCACCAGAACAGGUGGCUUUCUUCUGCCUCACGGAGAGAGGUCAGAUCCAGCCAGGGAAGAAAGCAGAGAUGAAGUUUGAAUUCAUCCCCCGGCACCUGGACAUCACAGAAUCAUUCUGGGUCUUCACAAUCCCUGAGCAGAGCAUUUCAGUCCCGUUCCUGUUGGUGGGCAAUGCCACCGACCCGCUAGUGACUCUGGACAGAUCCCACCUGAACUUCCACUUGCUGUUAAUUGGGCACGAGGUACACCAGACUAUCUAUAUGAUCAACAGUGAGAAGGAAGCCUUCAGCUUUGCUUUCAGAGAAAGCUCUCUCUUCUCAGAGGGAUGCAACGCCUCUGUGAAAAUAGAGCCCAUGGAAGGCUCCAUUGCUCCUCUUUCAAGGUUUCCCGUUACAGUCGUCUUCACACCAACGCUAGAAGGAGAGGCGGUCUUUAACCUCAAGUGCGAUGUCAAGAGGAAGACCCAGCCCCUCUCCUUGAACAUCAAGGCCACCGGCUAUAGCAUGAACGUGUCUGUCAGGUGUGAGGACAGCAACGGCUGUGUCACUGAGCUCAGCACACAGGAGAUCAACGUCAUUGAUUUCAAAGAGGUACAGCUGAAUGAGAACAUCAAGCGCGUCUUCAGCAUCUGCAAUAACGGCAAGUUCAGCUUCACCUUCUCGUGGGAACUGAGUGGCCCUGCAGCCCGUAAGCAGGUCCUUACCGUCACCCCUCGGAUGGGCGCCGUGCAGGCGGAGGGGAAAGCAGAGACCCAGCUGGCUUUUCACCCACAGAAGAUGUGCUCUUUGAAGGACGUAGAGCUGACGCUGCAGAUCAGCAAGGGUCCCACGUUUACCUGCGUGUUUCUUGCCACCGUGGUAGUGCCCACUGUCCGCUUCUCCACCACCAGACUCAACUUUGGAGCCUGCUUCAUCUACCAUGCUGGGAUGCCACCUGCCCGUCAGACCCUCGUCAUCACGAACAAGGCAGACAAGGAUGUGAGCUUGAACUGCUCGUUCACCAGCACCACGCACCUGGAGGUGGACUUCCCAGGGUACGUCCUGUGCCCAAGAGGGACAGUGGAGGUGCCCAUCACUUUCUAUCCCAGAGAGGUUGCGUCUUACCGUGAGCUCAUCCCUUUUGAAAUCAAUGGUCUUUGCCAGCAGACUGUCGAGGUCCGAGGAAGGGGCACAGAAAUGAAGGUUGAUGUUGUGGAACCACAAGGAAAGGUGGUGAAGCUGGGAGCCCUCUCCGUCGGACAGACCGUGAAGAAGAUUGUCACCAUAGCAAACAACAGCGCUGCCCCUCUCACUUUUAAGCUCAGUCUCAUGUCCGCCAUGCCAGAGCUGCAAGAAGCUGGGGUUCUCUGCUUGAAUCCCACCAGCGAACUAAGUCUGAAGCCCAAAGGAGAUACCUGUAAAGUAGAGGUGACCUUCUCCCCAAAGUGCCGCAUCCAGCCCUUCACCGAAGAAGUGAUGUUGGAGUGCAACGGCCUGGUGCGCUCCCUCUUCAUGGUGCGGGGCUCCUGCCAGGGCAUCCGUGUGAGCUUGGACCAGGAACACCUCAGCUUUGGAGCAGUGGUGCAGCAGAGCUACACAUCCCAGCGGAUCAUCAUGCAGAACACGGGCGACAUAGGAGUCAAGUUUAAGUGGGACAUCGAGAGCUUCAAGCCAGAUUUCUCCAUCAGCCCCACAAAGGGUUACAUCUCCCCAGGAAUGGAUGUCCCCUUCGUUGUGACCUUCCGUCCCUCUAAGCUGAGCCGUGCUAUCCAGUACGAGGGCCUGCAGUGCUUCAUCCAGGGCAGUGAGCCGCUCCGGCUUACGCUGGCAGGAUGCUGCAUGGAGAUCCCUGUGACCAGAGAGACACUGACUUUCACAUGCGACGUGCGCGAGAAGCACAGCCAGACCGUCCUCCUGUCCAACCCAAGCCAUGAGGCCUGGACCGUGCAACCUGUCAUUGAGGGGGAACACUGGAAGGGGCCUGAAUUUUUCCAUCUAGAGGCCAACCAACAAAACAAGCCCUACAAGAUCACUUACAAACCCCUAACCAUGAGCUCUGAGAACAAGAAGCAUCAGGGCUCCAUCUUCUUCCCAUUGCCGGAUGGGACAGGCUUGUACUACCUCCUGCAAGGGACUGCUGAGGCCCCAAAGUGUUCGGGGACCAUUUUCCGGCAGGUGCCAUGUAGGACUUCCUACACUGAGCUCAUCCCCGUCUCCAACUGGCUGAACAGACCACAGAGGUUCGUCGUGGUGGUGGACAUACUCAAACCGGAAAACCUGGAAAGCAGUUCCGUGCUGCAGGGGCUGGAAUACAUUGAUGUGCCAGGCUCUGCCAAGAAGGACUACAAGCUCACGUUCCUCUCCUACAAGGAAGGAGUCUUUAACACAAUGGUGACCUUCCUCAAUGAGGUGACCAAGGAGUACUUGUUCUACAUGGUGACUUUCAAGGCCACCGCUUCGGGACCCAUCGGCACUGUUGAAAUGACCACUGCUAUUCGUCAGAGUGUGUCUUCCACCGUCAAGGUGGACAACCCUCUGCCCGUCCCAGUGACGUUUGCCAUAGAUUGCAAAGUGCCCGACGUCAACGUUCCCCCACAUUUCACUGUUCCUGCGCAGUCGGAGGCCGAUCUUGUCUUUGAGUACCAGCCCCUGAAAAUGGGUGAGAGCACCGGACGGCUGGUGCUCCAGAGCAGCGACUUGGGCUCUUUCUACUACAACCUGCACCUGAAAGCCACCGCGAGCAGGCCGGAGAAGCCCCUCUACUUCUGCACCACGCUGGGCUCUAGUCAGACCAUCACCACCAAAAUCACGAAUUACACCCGACAGAAGACAGACUACCUCCUCCAGACCAACUGCGCCGACUUCCAGACGGAGAAAACCAUCAGCGUGGCCCCCGCCAGCCCGGGGGGCUCGGAGGUGAGCCUGGAGGUGACCUACGAGCCCUGCCAGCUGGGCGAAGCCAGGGCCACGCUGCAGCUCUCCUCCCCGCUUGGGGGGGAGUACAGCAUCCCCCUCUUCGGCCUCGCCCUCCCGCCCAAGCCCCAGGGCCCCUUCCCCAUCAAGGCCGGCGGCACCACCUCCAUCCCCUUCAAAAACGUCUUCCUGCAGCCCACGGCCUUCCAGUACGCGGUGGAGCACCCGGCCUUCGCCGUCAGGGGCCCCGAGAGCUUGCGCUCCAAGAAGACCACCUUCAUCACCGUCUCCUUCGAGGGCGGCCCGGCCCCCGUCACCAGCAGACUGGUGCGAGAGUUCGUGGCUCAGAACAACGCAUCUCAAAUCAAACACGUGAUCCAGAUCCUGUCGCAGGAGUUCGCGCUCUCCCAGCACCCCCACAGCCGGAAAGGGGGACUCAUUGGCCUGGCCGCUUGCUCCAUCGCCCUGGGCAAGGACUCUGGGCUCUACCUGAAGGAGCUGAUUGAGCCGGUGCUGACGUGUUUCAACGACGCCGAUAGUCGGCUGCGGUACUACGCUUGCGAGGCUCUCUAUAACAUUGUCAAGGUGGCCAGGGGCUCCGUCCUCCCACACUUCAACGUGCUCUUCGAUGGCCUCAGCAAGCUGGCUGCUGAUCCUGACCCGAACGUCAAAAGUGGCUCUGAGCUCCUCGAUCGGCUUCUCAAGGACAUCGUGACAGAGAGCAACCAGUUUGACUUGGUAGGCUUCAUCCCACUGCUGCGCGAGAGGAUUUACUCCAACAACCAGUAUGCCCGCCAGUUCAUCAUAUCGUGGAUCCUGGUCUUAGAGUCCGUGCCUGACAUCAACCUCUUGGAUUACCUGCCAGAAAUCCUGGACGGGCUCUUCCAGAUCCUGGGAGACAACAGCAAAGAGAUACGGAAAAUGUGUGAGGUGGCUCUCGGGGAGUUCCUCAAGGAGAUCAAGAAGAACCCCUCCAGCGUCAAGUUUGCAGAAAUGGCCAAUAUCCUGGUGAUCCACUGCCAGGCGGCGGAUGACCUGAUCCAGCUGACGGCCAUGUGCUGGAUGAGGGAGUUCAUCCAGCUGGCUGGCCGGGUGAUGCUGCCUUACUCCUCAGGGAUCCUGACCGCUGUCCUGCCGUGUCUCUCCUACGAUGAUCGCAAGAAGAACAUCAAGGAGGUGGCAAACGUGUGCAACCAGAGCCUGAUGAAGCUGGUCAUCCCAGAGGAUGAUGAAAUGGAUGAGGCCAAGCAGUCAAUGACCCUACCGGCAGAGCCCACCUCGGAGGAGUCCGUCUCCAAGCCAGAGACAGCAUCUAGUGGCUCUCUGGAUGCAUCCGGUGACUCCAACUUCAGCAACAGCAGUGUCUUCACAGUAACCAGCUCCGAGAGGAUCCAGGUGACCCUGAACCUGGAUGGAAUAGUUCAGGUGCUGGACUGCCACCUUCAUGACACGUCCAUUGGGAUGAUGACCAGAAUUGCAGUCCUGAAAUGGCUCUACCACUUGUACAUCAAGACUCCUCGUAAGAUGUUCCGACACACCGACAGCCUCUUCCCCAUCUUGCUGCGGACCCUCUCAGACGAGUCAGAUGAGGUUAUCCUGAAGGACCUGGAAGUGCUGGCCGAGAUCGCUUCUUCCCCGGCGGGACAGACGGAGGGUCACGGGCCCUCCGACGGCUCCGAUGUGCGACCUGGCCCGGUGGAGCUUCACGUCCCGGCCAGGGCCGGCCAGCUGAGCUCUUCUGGUAUGAAAGCCUUGGAGUGCUCACCCUCCACCCCCACCAUGAACUCCUACUUCUACAAGUUCAUGAUCAACCUGCUCAAGCGCUUCAGCAGCGAACGGAAACUCCUGGAGACCAGAGGAGCCUUCAUCAUCAGGCAGCUUUGUCUACUUCUGAACGCAGAAAACAUCUUCCACUCCAUGGCAGACAUACUGCUUCGGGAAGAGGACCUCAAGUUCGCCUCUACCAUGGUCCACACCCUGAACACCAUUCUGCUGACGUCCUCUGAGCUCUUCCAGCUGAGGAACCAACUGAAGGACCUGAAGACCCCGGAAAGCCGUAACCUCUUCUGCUGCCUGUACCGGUCCUGGUGUCACAACCCCGUGACAACCGUGUCCCUCUGCUUCCUUACCCAGAACUACAAGCAUGCCUACGACCUCAUCCAGAAAUUCGGGGAUCUGGAGGUCACUGUGGAUUUCCUCACCGAGGUGGACAAGCUGGUGCAGCUCAUCGAGUGCCCCAUAUUCACAUAUCUCCGCCUGCAGCUGCUGGACGUGAAGAACAACCCCUACCUGAUCAAGGCUCUGUAUGGCCUGCUGAUGCUGCUGCCCCAGAGCAGCGCCUUCCAGCUCCUCUCCCACCGCCUGCAGUACGUGCCCAACCCCGAGCUCAUGCAGACCGCGGACAGCACCAAACCGAGCGCCGGCUUCAAGAGGACGACGGCCUCCAACAUCGACUACACGGAGCUGCUGCAACACUUCGAGAAGGUCCAAAACAAGCACCUGGAAGCGCGGCACCAGCGAGCUGGGCGGGCAGAGCAGCUGGACCGGCGGGUGAUCCUCUGAGCAGCCCCGCGGCAGCCGCGGGGCGAGGAAACUCCCCUUUGCUUUGCUAAUGCCUUCCCCGUGACUGUCAGCUGAGCGCCCAGCCUCCUGCCAGCGAGACCGGAGGGGAAGGGAAGACGGGAGCAGCCCCUGGCCUCCUGCCCUGGAAAACAAGCACGCAGGGCUGCUGGCCGCCUCUCGCCACCCCGGGCUUCCACCCUCCAGCUCCGAGGCCGCGCCGGAGACUGACGGCGGCAUCUCGCCUGGGGACUCACGCUCCUGUGCGUGGCACUCAGUCCCCUCCCUGCGUCCACGCACCCUCCCCAAGCCCCCAGCCCUUGGCACGGACGGCGGCGCAGCCUUAAAUCCCAGCUGGCACCAGGGGCACGGGGGGCGGCGGUGAACCCCAUCGUGCCCAGCCCAGGACUCAAUUCUUUGUUCCUAUGUUAAGCUC